This is a messenger RNA of Cylindrotheca closterium, 894 nucleotides long. NCBI's taxonomy places the organism in Eukaryota, Bacillariophyta, Bacillariophyceae, Bacillariales, Bacillariaceae. The record is from the annotation of a GenBank genome assembly.
AUGCCUGCCGAAGAUUCUACACCUGCACAACCCAUGUCGACCAUGCCGAGAAACCUAAAGCCUUCUCUUUUGCAAUCGACAGCUCUUGGUGGCUCUGCCGCCAUGUUUGCCGUCAAUUUUACGCAUCCCAUCGAAUUGGUCAAGACACGUGUGCAAGUAUCCCAAGAUGGUUUGCUUCGUACUUGCUCGUCUACACUUCGCAAUGAGGGAGUGACUGCUUUUUGGAAGGGAAUUCCGUGGGCCUAUUGCCGUGAAGGAAGCUACACAGCGAUUCGAUUGGGCGCUUAUGCUCCUGUUCGUGACGCCAUUGGCGCAGGCGCCCCAGGAGCUCCAUGGUACAUGAAGUUCUUUGCUGGAGCUAUCACUGGAGCUGUUGGAUCCGUCGCUGGGAAUCCAUUCGACGUUCUCAAGACACUGUCACAAACCAACAAGGGAGAAUCCAAACCGCUCAUGGCGCUUGUGGGACAAAUGUACAAAGAUCAAGGAAUCAAAGGAUUCUACCGAGGCGUCAAUAUCAACAUUAUGCGUGCCAUUGUCUUGAAUGCUUCCAAAAUGGGCGUUUACGACAUUGCCAAGGGCAAGGUCGUCGAAACGACCGGCUGGGCAAGAAACUCUCCCAAGACGGCAUUUUGCUCGAGUUUCAUCGCCGGAUUUUUUAUGACUUGUACUGUCGCUCCCUUUGAUCGUCUGCGAACCAAGAUUAUGAACCAACCGACCGACAAGAAAAUGUACUCUGGUUUGACCGAUUGUCUGGUCCAAACAGUCAGAAACGAGGGUCCUCUCAGCCUGUGGAGAGGUUUCGUUCCCAUUUGGGCCAGAUUUGCACCAAUGGCUACCCUACAAUUGCUCACCAUCGAAUUCCUCUAUGCUAGCUUUGGAUUCAAGAGUAUCUAA